Messenger RNA from Aquila chrysaetos chrysaetos, 3680 nucleotides. RefSeq names its product leucine-zipper-like transcriptional regulator 1 homolog. The transcript is spliced from 8 exons. Bases 969 to 2336 code for a protein of 455 amino acids. Gene Ontology annotation, molecular function: protein binding. NCBI's taxonomy places the organism in Eukaryota, Metazoa, Chordata, Aves, Accipitriformes, Accipitridae. The record is from RefSeq and is a predicted model, not a curated record. Gene Ontology annotation, cellular component: cytoplasm.
GCCCCGGGGAGGGGGUUUCGCUCCCGGGUGCUGCCGGCCAAAGCGGGACGGGCCCGCCCGCGGCAGCGCCCCUCGCCUCACGCCGCGCCCGGCGGCCUCCGAAGGCUGAGGGGCUGGCGGCCUUCGCUCCCGCCCCGGUGCGGGCCGCCCGGGGGCUGCGGGAGGAGGGUCCCUCCCUCCCUUCUCCUCCGGGGCUCCGUGUGUGUGUGUGUGUGUGUGUGUGUCCCCGUUUAGUGCGGGGGCUGGGGGGUGCGCAGGGUAUGGCGUCCCCUUGUGAGGGCAAACCUGAGGGCAGGCAGUGGGUGCAGCCGGGCUGGGAUGCCGGCUCAGGAGACUCUUGUUUUUCCUCCCUUUUGGUUUUUUGGGGGUUUGUUUUUUUUGUUGUUGUUGUUGUUGUUCCGUGCCCUGUCAGGAGCAAGGCCCAGCUGAGGCGGUGAUCGGCAGCACCCGGAGAGGAGAGGAGAGGAGGUGAGGCCUGCCCGGGGCAGGGGCGCAGGGCGGUGGGCCCCAGCGGCACCUGCUGCAGCCAGGGCCACCGCGGUGCCCGCCGAGGAGCCAGCACCCCAGAGGCGGGCGCUGCCACCCGGAGAAGGGGAGCGGAGGGAAGGAAGGUGGUGAGGGCACCGACCGGCUCUAACGCACGGCACAGCAUCACAGGGAAUGCUUACGCAGCCUUUUGGUACGCACAGGCGUGCUGUUGUACAACGCUGCUGUCGUACAGCUGUGUGCAGUUGUACGCAGAGUUGCUUUUGUCCAAAGGUACGAAAGGAAACAAGGCACAUGAAAGGAAGGAAGCGGCGUCAGCGCUCUGCAGACAGGAGACCGCUGGGGAAAGGGGACCUGCGGCUUCCGCGAUGCUGCGCCGGAGACGAAGCAGCGUUUAAGCCCUGUCCCUGAUAUUUUGGGACCCUCCCCUGACAUGGCUGUCCUUUGCAAGUUGAUACUUGGAUGAGAUCCUAGUUGUUAUCAUGAAAGGAAAAACUGCACGCUGUGAUUGGAAAUCUGCACCCCAAAAGAAGCCCUCUCCCUGCGAUCGAUAUAAACACGCUUGCAUUAUUUGCAGAGGAUUUGUUUAUCUCUAUGGAGGGCGGAACACCACCAGUCUUAGGGAUUUUUGGCGAUACAGCAUAGUGAAAAAUGAAUGGGAAAUGCUGGAUUGCUCAAGAGGUGGUCCAGAAGAACUGGAAGAACAUUCAAUGGUGGCUUAUAAGGGCACCCUGUAUAUUUUUGGUGGGAUGGUGGAUUCUGCUUUCACGCAAGCAAAAUCUCCUCUCUGGAUAUAUGACAUUGAUUCUGCAAGAUGGACAGAGUGCCGUAACGUACCAGCAGAGACUGAGAGCUCAGCACCAACUAACAGAAAAGGUCACAGUGCAGUAGUGUACCAUUCCAGCAUGUACAUCUACGGGGGAUACUUCGGCAUCAGAGGCGUUUCACGGGAGUUUUGGACUUUCCAUUUUGAUACAAGAAAAUGGUUGUGUGUUACCACCCCAUCUCACAAUACUGGCCCAGGACCCCGGCACGGCCAUUCAGCAGUGGUUUAUCAUACAGGCAUGUACCUCUUUGGAGGACUGAUGGGGCUGAGUGAACAGAAGGACUUAUGGAAGUGGGAUUUUGUAAGCAGCAGCUGGUCCAACAUCAGAACAAGCCAAGGACCUCCUCCAGUGGUAGGUCAUGCUUCAAUAGUCUUCAAAGACUCUAUGCUGAUUUUUGGUGGAGGGAUUUCAAAUUCCAGUCCUAAUGACGACCUCUGGAAGUAUCAUUUCCAUACGCAGACAUGGAAGAAGCUUAGUAGUACUACAAAGGCAAACUUUUCUCCUAAAAUGUAUCACUGCAUCUUAGGAAUUGGUGUUGAUUUCCAAACUACCUCAGAUUUCACUAACACAUUCCCCAGCCACUGGAAGAGUAAGCAGAAAGACCAUCACCAGCUGGUGACCAUCCCGAAGCACACUCACUUUUGUAGCUACUUCCGUCAACAGCCUGCGUACCGAGCGUUCAGCAACGAGGAAAGCAAUGCAAUUGAAAUGAAAACCUUCAGCUUGCCUCUGGAGCCAGGGGGCUUUUGUGCAUUUCAGACCACUUCAGAGGCAGAACUAGACUCAAACAGAGCAACGAACAUUUUGUCAAAGGACAAGACUCUCCGUCUGUUUGUCUCUUCAGAAAAAGAGACUUUUGCUGCUGCUCAGAUUGAGGGAGAAGAGGAGGGAACUGCCUGUCAGCACGCGACUGCGGUAGGUGAAGUUAGCAGCGAUACCAAUGUGCUGCUGCUCAUUGGGGGUAAACCUUUGUCCAGCUUCUCCGAGAUCUCAUUCUGGCAAAUGGAGUUUGAUAGCUUGUGAUCACUUCGAUUGCAAAGCGAAAGAAUAAAUUUCCACCAACGUGCCAGUAGGUGGUAAACCAACUGCUUGCAACCGUCUUCAGUUUCCUGUCAGCGCACUGGGGAAAAAAAAAUUAAACCUUCUUGUACUUGCUGUGAACAGAUUUUUCUACAAUGUGACCAAAACCUGACAUAUAUUUAAGUCACAACUUGCAUGUAAGUUGCAAUUUCCGAGAGGAGCUUGUUGGAAUGCUGCUCUUUUUGUUAGUUUUUCUUCUGGUCAGUCAAUAUCCUUUCAAAUGGCAGUGGCUGACGCUGCCUUGAAAGUCUGAACUACAGGUAACCCCUACUGGCUCCGUAACUGCCGCUUCAGGUGCAAAGCUUGCCCAUUUUGCGCUGGGAUAAGAAAUAAAUACGCACCCAUAAAACUGCAUUUGAAUCAAGUUUGCGCACGUUAACGGUCACAUUCGAGGGAUUUGAUGAAUCUUAAUGGCAACAUUUUCUAUGAUUGUUAAGAUUUUAUUUUCCUGAAAGAGUGUUUGCAACGUGAGAUGGCCUCUAACAAAGAAGAAACCCAACAGACAAAUUAGCAAGUGAAAUCUGUAAGAUUCAAAGAUUGCAUCUAACCCUGAGGAAGUGAAACCACGAGUCCCUCCUGAAAAUCGUGUGCAACAUUAGACCAGAGGAAGUGCAUUACACCUGGAAGAACAAAAUAGUUGCCCAGUAAAUGCUAGGUUUAAUGACUGAGCACAGGAUCAAAAGGAUUUGACUUUCUGUUGGAAAAAGAAAGAGGAAGGCUUGACAGGAGCGGCACAAAACAUAAGCUGACUGGUAACUCAGAUUUUAGUCACAAAGGGAUUUCUGCUUUUCCAACUCCAUCUCUCUGUUUUGUCAACACAUGUAGUAUAUUUUACACACUUCCCCUCUAUACUAGUAAGUCCUGAGUUCAUCCAUGGUUUUUCUUUGUUGAAAAGAAAAAGUGCUGGUUUUGAAAGAUAGUAUUGUCCAGUGUUUCAAGCAUUUAUUUCCACAGAAGUUACUAAGAUACUGGCCUUCUGACUGAAAUUCAGCCAUCUGUAGGAAGAGAUGCCAAUGUUUGAAAUUACUGGAAAGUGUCAUUUAAUACUUCUGAAUAUUUGAAAAGAUCACUUUUCAAAAGUUUCAUAGGCAUAAUGAAUUUUAAGUGAGAGUAUUUACUGAUACUUUCGUCAUCUCUUCACAAGUAGCUGUAACAUGAAUUCAACACGAAAAUUAUAGAUGAGUUUGCAAAAAGCUACUUAAGAGUUAUUUGGACUUUCCGUGACCUUUGUUUGGAAACAGAGAGGAUUGUAUGCUGCCGUAUGAAUAAAGACUGCUGCAUUUCGUA